CCGGCCAGUAUAAUUGAUCCGUGGUGCGGCCGGCCGGCGUCGUACGUCGUCCAUGGCCAUCCACCACCCGCACCUCCUCGACUUCUCGCCGCCUCCGAACACGGUGGCCAUGGAGGAGGCGCCGCCCCCACCCCACUUCGACCACGGCCUCCUCGGGCUCCAUGUCGAUGGCAUGCCUCAUCGCGUCCUCGCCGACGACGCGCCGGUGGCGGCAUGGGCGCCGCAGGCCGUGGUCUCCCACUCCCUGUACGGAUACGAUAACACAGCAGCGGGGGCGUCGUCGCUGUUUGGCCACCAUGAGGCAUCAGAGGCCCAGUUCUCCGUGCUUCCGCCGGCAGCGUCGUCGUUUGCACUACUACCUAACCACCACCACCAGCAGCAGCUGCCGACGACGACGGCGGCGUCGAGCAUGCAGCAGCCGUUCCAGCUGAGGAGCUCCAAGUACCUGGGUCCUGCGCAGGAGCUGCUCGCCGAGUUCUGCAGCCUGGAAGGGGACCUGCUGCACGCCACGAACAAGCAGGGAGCUUCCGGAGCAGCAGCAGGUAACAGCAGGUGGGACGACGUGGAGACGUCGUCGUCUUCUUCUGCUGGCCUCUGGGGGCACCUGUCCCUGAGCUCCAUGGAUCUCCUGGAGCUCGAGAGGAGGAAGGCCAGGCUCUUGUCCAUGGUUGAAGAGGUGGACCGGCGGUACCGGCGAUACCGCGAGCAGAUGAGGUCAGUGGAGGUGUCGUUCGAGGCGGUGGCCGGAGCCGGCGCGUCGCAGGUGUACACGCGGCUGGCGCUGCGGGCCAUGUCGCGGCACUUCCGGUGCCUGCGGGAUGCGCUGGUGGCGCAGGUGCGCGCUCUGCGGAAGGCCAUGGGGGAGAGGGACGGCGGCCCAGCUGGUGCGGCGGCGGGCGCCACCAAGGGCGACACGCCCAGGCUCAAGGUGUUGGACCAGUGCCUGCGGCAGCAGCGGGCGUUCCAGCACCCGGGCACCAUCGACAACUACCCGUGGCGGCCCCAGCGCGGCCUGCCGGAGCGCGCCGUCGCCGUCCUCCGAGCCUGGCUCUUCGAACACUUCCUCCACCCGUAUCCGAACGAUGUGGACAAGCACAUUCUAGCGCGCCAGACAGGACUGUCAAGAAGCCAGGUUUCCAAUUGGUUCAUCAACGCCAGGGUGAGGCUGUGGAAGCCGAUGAUAGAGGAGAUGUACACGGAAGAAGUGAACCCGAAACCGGCCGACGACACAAGCCAAAACCCUAGCGCCGGUGGCGGCGUCGGCGUCGGCGUCGCCAUCAAACCUGAGCAGCAGGUGAGCACAGCUGCGGCGGGAGCCACCAUCGGAGGCGGCGGCGGCGACCAUCUGUUCGGUCCUAGUUAUCCCAGCAUGUACGGGAGCCACGGCGGCGCCGUGUCGCUUACCCUAGGGCUCCAGCAGCAGCCGUUUGCGUCGACGAUGAUGCACCAGCGACGACCACUGAUGACGUUUCAAGGUGACGAGCAAGAGCCGGCGCUGCCGUACAGAGACCUUAUGGGCUCUCAGUUGCUGCAUCAUUUCGCUGGGUAGCUUGUUACCUACACAUGCUUGCUAGCUAGCUAGGAGGGUGGGUAUACGGUGGCUAAAUUUUUAUAUAUAUUAAAGACAAGGUAAAUUUUGUUUAAAUUUCUUGUCGACUAAACGAUCGAUAUAUAUACCAAAUUAAGC
Messenger RNA from Zea mays, 1687 nucleotides. RefSeq lists its product as uncharacterized. Gene Ontology annotation, molecular function: DNA binding. NCBI's taxonomy places the organism in Eukaryota, Viridiplantae, Streptophyta, Magnoliopsida, Poales, Poaceae. Bases 53 to 1549 code for a protein of 498 amino acids. The transcript is spliced from 4 exons. The record is from RefSeq and is marked provisional. Gene Ontology annotation, biological process: regulation of DNA-templated transcription.